Molecule: messenger RNA, 1647 nt
Organism: Lodderomyces orthopsilosis Co 90-125
Lineage: Eukaryota; Fungi; Ascomycota; Pichiomycetes; Serinales; Debaryomycetaceae
Exons: 1
Coding region: 1-1647 (548 amino acids)
Molecular function (GO): N,N-dimethylaniline monooxygenase activity; flavin adenine dinucleotide binding; NADP binding
Source: RefSeq, a predicted model, not a curated record
AUGUCCACCAAAUCGAUUGCAAUUAUUGGAGCUGGCCCUGCAGGAUUAGCUGCCCUUUACGAGUUUUUACACACCAACGCCGACGGAUCCUCGACAUUAGCCGAUCCAAAAAAGACCUACAAAGAUGUUUCCAAUACAGCUACUUCGCCGGCAUUCGCAAAUGUGGUCGUAUUCGAACUGAAAGAUAAAGCUGGUGGAAUUUGGGCUCCUGCUACACCUGAAGCUGAUCUCAAUUUUCCACCGCAAGAAAUCAAUGAGUAUCACAACCCGAAUCAAGUCAGACCCUCCAACGAUCCCCCAACAGGGGUUGACAAAGCAACAUCAAAAGCUCCUGUCAUUGUUCAAAAUGAACCUAAUUACUCAGUAACAGGAAGAAAAUCUCACCAUGGACCAUUGAUAAACGAGUUGGAGUGGACUAGAUCGGGUGUGUUUCCAUUUUUGUUCACCAACAUUCCAACUCGAUUUACUAGGUACUCCUUCCUCCCCAAUGAGCAAAAGUACCUCGAUGCCAACAGAAUUAUCUACCCCUUUCUUACACACAAUGAAUUGACCCAAAGGUUUACCGAUUUCAUCAACGACAAUGAUUUGAAUAAACACAUCCGAUUGAGCACGUCUGUGGAAAAGGUUGAAAAACAUGGUAAUAAAUGGGUCGUCACCGCUCGCCACAAAACUCCUGAUACCAGUGAAUGGUACACCGAGAGCUUCGACUAUGUUGUUGUCGCCAACGGCCACUACACCGUUCCAUACAUUCCUCACAUUGAAGGAUUGGCUGAGUACAAUGCAAAAUUUCCCACCCAUUUGAGCCAUGCCAAGUCUUUCAGGGAGUUGGAUGAAUUUAAAGAUAAGCAAGUAUUGGUCAUUGGUGGAAGUAUCUCCACCGCAAACAUCUUGCAAUAUUUGGUCCCAGUUGCGAAAUCUGUCGCCAAUUCUAAACGUGGCCCUCAUGGUGUCUUCCCCUACAUCAAUGAUGCUUUAGUUUCGGAAGGUAUUGAUCCAAAACCCACAAUCGAUUUUGUUGAUCCUGAAACUGGGGAAUUUCAUUUUGCUGAUGGAUCGAUUGGAAAAUAUGAUAAAGUAGUGUUCUCUACUGGGUAUCACUACCACUUCCCAUUCUUCCCAAAAAAUGAUCAUUUGAAGUUGAUUAAUCCUGGGAAUUUGUCACGUGUUGGAGGGUUGUAUUUAAAUACUUUUGACCAACAAGAUCCUACCCUUGGAACUGUUGGUAUCACCGUCUCCCAACUUAACUUUCAUACCAUUGAAGCUAGUGCUGCUGCUUUAGCUGGUGUCUGGUCUGGUGCCAAGAAAUUACCCCCAUUGGAAGAGCAAAUAGAAUGGGAAAAGAAUUUGGUUGCUGAACGUGGCGAUUCUUUGUAUUUCCAUUACUAUAAUCAACAUCAGGCUAAGGAUUUUAUCAACGCUGUUGCUCCUUAUUUUCCUAACGGGAGAUAUAAUCCAAUUGAAAUUGAUGGUUCUUAUGUGACUGAAGUUGACAAAGGUGGUAAUUACUUGGAGAAGUUGUUUUAUGGAUUGAAAGAAGGCGAGAUUAAAAUCGAGGAAACUAAUCCAUCUUACAAGGGAAACAACGAUACAAGGAAACUUGGUGUAGUUCAGGUUAGUGUUGAGGAAGCUGAAUUAGUUCCAACAUAG